Oncorhynchus gorbuscha (pink salmon) is the source of this 3510-nucleotide messenger RNA. Its product is annotated as mothers against decapentaplegic homolog 1-like. Gene Ontology annotation, biological process: regulation of transcription by RNA polymerase II; cell differentiation; SMAD protein signal transduction. The record is from RefSeq and is a predicted model, not a curated record. Lineage: Eukaryota; Metazoa; Chordata; Actinopteri; Salmoniformes; Salmonidae. Gene Ontology annotation, cellular component: heteromeric SMAD protein complex. Gene Ontology annotation, molecular function: DNA-binding transcription factor activity, RNA polymerase II-specific; I-SMAD binding; RNA polymerase II cis-regulatory region sequence-specific DNA binding.
CCGCGGCAUGAUACUGGCGCUCCGCGGAGGGUGCGACGGCCCCGCGACUCCCUGACGCCAGUGCGAGGAGACCAGAGACAGGCAGCGGUAUAGUAUGGGAGCGUUGAGAGCGAGCUUGAUAGCUGUUUAUAAGGUGUCCUGUUCAGAAGUUCUGUCCUGAAGCUUUGAACACCAAGGAAUACCCAGCCAUCUCAGUGGCACCUAAAAAAUACAACAGCAGCUUUUAACCUCCAACUUUUUCCCUCACCAAGUGGACUAUCUCUCCGUUGUAAAACCCAACCCCGCACACUCACGUGUAGCGUCCCGACAACGCCACGGUCGCAAGAGGCGACAGACACGAACGUCACUAUGAACGUCACCUCCCUCUUCUCCUUCACCAGCCCGGCUGUCAAGCGCCUCCUCGGCUGGAAACAAGGAGACGAAGAGGAAAAAUGGGCGGAGAAAGCCGUGGACGCGCUGGUGAAGAAACUGAAGAAGAAGAAGGGAGCAAUGGAGGAGUUGGAGAGGGCUCUGAGCUGCCCAGGUCAGCCCAGUAACUGUGUCACCAUCCCUCGCUCCCUGGAUGGAAGACUCCAGGUGUCCCACAGGAAGGGCUUACCCCAUGUUAUCUACUGUAGGGUGUGGAGGUGGCCUGACCUGCAGUCUCAUCAUGAGCUCAAGGCUCUGGAGUGCUGUGAGUACCCAUUUGGCUCCAAGCAGAAGGACGUCUGCAUCAACCCGUACCACUACAAGAGAGUGGAUAGUCCAGUGCUGCCCCCGGUGUUGGUCCCGCGGAAUAGCGAGUUCAAUGCCAAACACAGCAUGCUACCACGCUUCCGCAACCCUCUGCACCAGAACGAGCCCCACAUGCCCCAGAACGCCACCUUCCCAGAGUCCUUCUCCCAGGCGAACACCCAGAUGAACUUCCCCCCAGACACAGACCACUCCCCUGGGGGGAACAGCUACCCCGGCUCCCCUGGUAGUGGCAGCAGUGCAACCUUCCCCCACUCCCCCACCAGCUCUGACCCAGGCAGCCCAUUUCAGAUGCCAGAGACCCCCCCUCCAGCCUACUUGCCCCCAGAGGAGCGGAUGACUCAGGACUGCCCUCAGCCCAUGGACACCAACCUGAUGGUCCCCGCGUUGCCCCUGGAGAUCAGCAACAGGCCAGAUGUUCAGCCGGUGGCCUACGAGGAACCUAAACACUGGUGCUCUAUAGUGUACUACGAGUUGAACAACCGGGUGGGCGAGGCGUUCCAGGCCAACUCUACCAGCGUCCUGGUCGACGGCUUCACCGACCCGUCCAACAACCGCAACCGUUUCUGCCUGGGCCUCCUCUCCAACGUCAACCGCAACUCAACCAUAGAGAACACCCGGCGACACAUUGGCAAAGGAGUCCACCUGUACUAUGUGGGUGGUGAAGUGUAUGCUGAAUGUCUGAGUGACAGCAGCAUCUUCGUCCAGAGUCGGAACUGUAACUACCACCAUGGCUUCCACCCCACCACCGUCUGUAAGAUCCCCAGCGGCUGCAGCCUCAAGAUCUUUAACAACCAGGAGUUUGCUGAGCUGCUGGCCCAGUCCGUCAACCACGGGUUUGAGGCUGUCUACGAGCUGACCAAGAUGUGCACCAUCCGCAUGAGCUUCGUCAAGGGCUGGGGUGCAGAGUACCACCGCCAGGACGUGACCAGCACCCCCUGCUGGAUUGAGAUCCACCUGCACGGUCCUCUGCAGUGGCUGGACAAGGUGCUAACCCAGAUGGGCUCCCCCCACAACCCCAUCUCCUCCGUGUCCUAGACUUUCCCCAGGCUCCAGGGCUGUCCAAACCCAGCAUUUAGGUUCCAGUGGGAUGGGUGGGUUUCAGGUUGGGGGUCAAUUCUAAUUGAAAUCAGUCAAUUCAGGAAGUAAACUGGAAUUUUAAGAGAAUCUAAAUUAAAAUAGGAAAUUCAGUUUAUUUACUGUAUUGACUGAAUUGACUGAAUUGAAAUGGAAUUGACCCCCAACCCCUGUGGGGGGGGGGGUGAGAUAGAAGCAUCUGGAAGAUACUUGAUCUUUGUGACCAACUGUAAUAAUUAUCAAUCAGACUCGAAUCAUUAUAAACUAAUCAUCAAUUUAGCAUUACGCAGAGUAUCCUCCUCAUAUGGGGCCCAUAUUCAGAAAGAGUCUGAACGAGGAUCAGUUUGGCCUUUUAGAUCAGAAUGAAUAAAUGUAUAUGGACUGGGGGGACCUAAACAUAGAUCAGCACUCUAAUACGUGAAUAUGGGUCCCUGAUCUUGUUCUGGCAGUUUUCCCCUCUUUCUUUCCCCUUCCCCUGUUUUUUGGGUUAACAUUGGAAACCCAUAAAGCCAGUUUCAUGUGUUGCUACAACGAAAAAUGUGUACAGAAUUGGAAGGAUUGAAAGACAACCAAUAUGGAUGAAAAGAUUUAGAAAUAUUAUGUUUCUUAUGAACAUAUUUAGAAAGUAGGAAGAUACUGAGGUCAGUAAAUACAAAUGUCUCUCCAGAACCCUACAUUUUUUAGUUUUCUUUUUAGGUUUUGGCAAAUUAAAAAGAGUUGAAGAAAAAGAGCCCUACAUAAAAUCCCUUUAGAUUAUUUACAAACCCUGUCAUGAGGAGAAAUCAGGAGAGGGCGUCCGUGGGAGCGGGGUGGGAGAGUGAGGUGGGCAUUGUGGGAUUGUGCUCACAGGACAUAAGAUUUUUUUUAAAUUGUACAUAAAUAAAUACUUCUCUUGUGUUACACCCGUGUUACAACUGAACUUAACGACUUGAAUCGUGUUUUAGGCAUACUCAACAUUAGAUCAAAGUGUUGUGCAGUCAGUUUUGCAAACGCAUAGUUUGGUUUAGUGUAGCAAAUCACCGUUUGGCUUGUUUAGGUAGUGACAGAAGGAUGACAUGAGACAGAGACAGAGACGGGCACAAGCGUAUGAUAGUUCAGUUUGACCCUAGCUGUGCAUGGUACAGCAAAAAAAAGAAAAUAAUCAAUUGUAGAGUCACAUAGAGCCCCACAGUGGAGGUGUCAUAAUACCCACAAAACCUAGUGGUCAAACAGGAAAAUGGUUCCAAUCAUUUUUCCCAUAGGGGAUUUUAGAAACACUUCAAAUAAGGACUGGUGGAGAAUAACGAUUGGAACCAUUUCUCUGUUUGACCGCCAGGGUUUAUGAAUAUUAUGACACGUAAAACAAUGGCAUCCUUCAGAACUUGUUGACCAAAAAAAAAAAAUUGUAGUUUCACUGGUGAGUAAAUUACUGAUGGCCCUAAUAUAUGAUUUGAUCAUUUUUUUAAAAAAUGCAGACUGUUUUUGUCUUUCAAUUAUUGUAGGCUUAGAAAAACCCAUCCGCAAUUACAAGUUGUAUUGAUUUUUGUAUUUUUUGAAUAUGUUUUCUUGUUGUUUCUUGUUAUCUGCACUUUCACGGAUUGUUGCCUCUUCUUUUUUUUUCUUUGCGCUGUUUUUGCUGAGUAGUACUCCCAGAAAGCAGUUUUAUUCCAUGAAUAUCAAGUCUCUACUGGAAGAUUCAAUAAAUAAAGUUGUUUCAUUACC